AUGUCCGACGUCGAAGCCGCUAAGCGCGCUGCUGCUCAGACAGCUGUCGCCAACCACUACCCCAAGGAUGCCCGCUGGGUCGGUAUUGGUAGCGGCACCACCAUUGUCUACGUUGUCGAGGCUAUCAAGGCCCUCGGCGUUGAUACAAGUGCCACUCGCUACGUUCCAACCGGUUACCAGUCUCGUCAGCUAAUUAUCACCGCUGGCUUGACUGCUGUUGAGUUUGAUGCUAUCCCCGCUGGCACCGUUCUGGAUGUGGCUUUCGACGGCGCCGAUGAGGUCGAUGAUGACCUGAACUGUAUUAAGGGUGGCGGUGCUUGUCUUUUCCAGGAGAAGCUGGUUGCUAUGCAGGCUAAGGAGUUUAUUUGCGUUGCUGACUCCCGCAAGCUCCAGUCUCGUCUCCUCACUAACUGGAAAUAUAUCCCCAUCGAGGUCGCUCCCAUGGCGGCUUACCGCGUCCUGAACAAGCUUAAGGAGCUCGGUAGUGUCAAUCCUGUUAUUCGCACCAACCCCGAUGAGAAGGAGGGCCCUCGCAAGACGGAUCAGGACUUCUUCCUUAUUGAUGCUCCUUUCCCUGUCAUGCUGACCCAGUCUGAUGUCGCCGCGGGCAAGGUCUCUGGCAAGGAUGGUGUCUGGGAGGUCAACGAGCUAUCAAACAAGAUUAAGGAGAUUGUCGGUGUCCUCGAUGUUGGUAUCUUCUCCGGUUUGACCGGUCCUCAGGCUACCGCCGCCGGUGGUGUUGGCGGCCAGCGCCCUGUUGCGGCUUACUUCGGUAUGCCCGAUGGCUCUGUCUCGGUGCGCAAGGCCUCUUAA
Molecule: messenger RNA, 813 nt
Organism: Penicillium malachiteum
Lineage: Eukaryota; Fungi; Ascomycota; Eurotiomycetes; Eurotiales; Aspergillaceae
Product: ribose-5-phosphate isomerase RKI1
Exons: 2
Coding region: 1-813 (270 amino acids)
Biological process (GO): pentose-phosphate shunt, non-oxidative branch; D-ribose metabolic process
Cellular component (GO): intracellular membrane-bounded organelle
Molecular function (GO): ribose-5-phosphate isomerase activity
Source: RefSeq, a predicted model, not a curated record